CUUUGCGAUUUUGACAAAUGUGGGAGCUGAGAGGAUUGAGUUGCACAGAUUUCGGAUAAUCUACUUCAAGCGGCGUGCAUGGCGGCCGAGGUUUAGUUUCGCUUGGUACGUGGUUCGGUUGUGUCAGGUUAGAGCUGUGAAUUGGCGGCGCCGUUUGUUUGAAAACAUUGUAGAUGCCGUUGAAAAAGUAAACAUAAAAUUGACUGGGAGAAGAAGCAUUUAUAUAUUUUUGGAAAACGCGUAACAAGGUUGAAAUAUGGUUGAUUUAAUAUUAGGUGUGCUGGCAGCAACUUUCAUAGCCCUGCUGACCAUUAUGGUACUUGGUUUCUAUUUUUUUAAAUCAUCGAAGCAAAUGCCUAAGACAUGGUCCGAAUGGCAGACAGAAUUCCAAAUACAAGCCUGUGGAGCUUUUGGAUUAUACCAUGAUUUUGUCCUAAGAAAGAAGGACCGCGUGGAAUUAUACAAGCAACCAGAUAGGGUGGCAGUUAUAACGGGAGGCGGUCGAGGUAUUGGUCUCAAAAUAGUAGAGAAGCUACUCGAAUGCGAAAUGACGGUUGUAAUGGGAGUUAGGAACCCAAAAAAAGCCGAAGCGAGCGUGUCGGAGAUUGUUGACCUAUCAAAAACCAAAGGAAGACUAAUUUGUGAAAAAUUAGACGUUGGUAGCUUUGCGUCAGUUAGAGAAUUUGCUAAAUCAGUUCAAGCUAAAUUCAGUAAAAUUGAUAUUCUCCUAAACAAUGCUGGUAUUAUGUUUGCACCUUAUGAGCUGACCGAAGACGGUUAUGAAUCCCAUUUUGCUACAAACUACCUUGGGCACUUCCUACUUACCCAUUUGCUAUUGAAUCAACUGAAAGCUGCCGGCAAGGAAGGUAGGAAUUCUCGGAUUGUUAACGUAUCAUCGAUUGUUCAUCUUGUCGGUCGCAUAAAUUAUAACGACAUCAAUGGAAGUAAUAAUUAUUAUCCUGCGACAGCUUACAAUCAAAGUAAACUAGCUCAGGUAUUAUUCACAAAACAUCUUAACAAUAUCCUCAGAGAAGAAGGGGCACAUGUUCAAGUUCAUGCAGUCCACCCCGGAGUAGUGGAUACUGACUUGUUCGUACAUUCCAGUACUACUGCGGUACCAGGUCUGAAACGGAUUUUCUUUAAGACACCGGAGCAAGGUUCACGAUGCGUGGUCUAUGCUGCUAUUGCUCCAAAGUUGGAAGGCAAAGGCGGUUCUUAUUUGAGUAAUUGCGUAAGAGCUAAGGUUCAUCCAGCUACAACAGAUUACCAACGCUGCGAAAGAUUGUUCAAAUUUAGCUGCGACUUACUUAAUAUCGAGAAAUUUGGCUCAGUAGGAAAGUAAUUUUGUCUCAAUUAGGCGUAUAAAUGUAUAUUCUCAAUGAUUUUAGUAGUACUUGAACGGUAGUGAUGUAAGUUGGUCAGUAGAACACUAUAUUAUUAUAAUUAGUGCGUAAGUUUUAUACACUGUUGAAGAUGUUGUUGUCUCAAUUAUAUCGAAUAACUACUUUACUUGGUAUACUUCACUAAAUUAUUACGAAUACCUUUGUUAAAUACAAUGGGAAUAAUUUUUAUAAUAAAACUUCUUAUUUUAUAUGGAUCAA
Messenger RNA from Hermetia illucens (black soldier fly), 1601 nucleotides. RefSeq names its product dehydrogenase/reductase SDR family member on chromosome X. Bases 257 to 1342 code for a protein of 361 amino acids. The record is from RefSeq and is a predicted model, not a curated record. Lineage: Eukaryota; Metazoa; Arthropoda; Insecta; Diptera; Stratiomyidae. The transcript has 7 exons.